This is a messenger RNA of Trichoderma gamsii, 342 nucleotides long. RefSeq lists its product as hypothetical. The annotation marks the transcript as partial. The transcript is spliced from 2 exons. Lineage: Eukaryota; Fungi; Ascomycota; Sordariomycetes; Hypocreales; Hypocreaceae. The record is from RefSeq and is a predicted model, not a curated record.
UCCACAUCCAUACAACAAUUUCCGCGCGCCUCAGCCGAGCAAAAGCAAGCCAGCGCUUUAGCAUCUGCCAAAACGGCAUGGCCUAGGAACGCAGAUGUGCCACAGGAACCACCAAGAUUGUGGCGCCUCCAUUUUGGCCAAUCUCGUGGCCUUCACCAACUCGCUAAUCUGGGGUCUUUGGCGUCGGUGAAUCCCUCCAUGCCCAUCAGGUCGUAUUGCAGACCCCCAGUGCGGAAUACGGAUCGCUCGGCAUCGAUGCGGCUCUUGCAAAGUCCCCUGUGCAGCUCUGUUGCGGCAUGGGGGACUUUUGGAUAUGGAAAUCAGUCAAUGCAGCCGAAAUGA